CGGAAGUGGAGCUGCUAUCCUCGAGAUGAGUAGCUGUUCACUGGAGCAUCCCAACGGGCAGGAGGCCGACUCUGGCCCCGCCAAGCGGCUCUACAAGGGGGAGUGCGCGCAGGAUGGGUCGGUCGGAGGGGGGAACGCAAGCAGGGCCGUGGAGGUGUCUAUAGUCAUGCCAGUGCAUAACGCCUCCUGCUGGCUGGAUGAUUGUCUGCAGGGGAUUUUGAACCAGGACUACACUGGCUCUAUGGAACUGUCUGUCUACGAUGACGCCAGCACUGAUGGUUCCAGAGCGAUAGUGGAGGGAUGGAGGGAGAGGCUGGAAAGGAGAGGUGUUUCCAUGGUGAUCUCUGGCCAUGACUCCGCCCAACCCAGGGGAGUGGGUCAUGCCAAGAACCAGGCUGUGUCUCAGAGCUCUGGAACCUACCUCUGCUUUCAGGACGCUGAUGAUGUGAUGAUGCCUCAGCGAAUACAUCUCCA
Salvelinus fontinalis (brook trout) is the source of this 474-nucleotide messenger RNA. Its product is annotated as UDP-GlcNAc:betaGal beta-1,3-N-acetylglucosaminyltransferase-like protein 1. NCBI's taxonomy places the organism in Eukaryota, Metazoa, Chordata, Actinopteri, Salmoniformes, Salmonidae. The record is from RefSeq and is a predicted model, not a curated record.